AUGCGCCUCACACUGCCUGCAGUGAGGGUCAGAAUGUCUUUAGGUCUUUAACACAGGCCCUCAGUCCGGUACCGGCUCCGGUCCAGAUUUUACCUGAGCUUCUCAUGUUCCGGCUGCUGCUUCCCCGGAGGCCCCUCAUCGGGUCCCUGUGCCUCCUCUCAGCCGGCUCCUCUCGCUCCUGCAGCGGAUCCUCUCCUCCGGGUCUCCCCUCCUCUCAGGUCCGCAGCACCUUUCUGGAGUUUUUCCGGUCCCGGGGACACCGAUUGGUCCCGUCCGCCCCGGUUCGUCCCCGCGGGGACCCGAGCCUGCUGUUUGUUAACGCUGGUAUGAACCAGUUCAAGCCCCUCCUUCUGGGCACAGCCCCCCCACACAGCAUGUUAGCAUCGCUGCGCCGCGCGGCUAACUCUCAGAAGUGUGUGAGAGCGGGGGGGAAACACAACGACCUGCAGGACGUGGGGAAAGACCUCACACACCUGAGCUUCUUCGAGAUGUUAGGGAGCUGGAGCUUUGGAGACUACUUCAAGGAGGAGGCGUGCAGCAUGGCCUGGCUCCUCCUCACUGAGCAUUAUGGGAUACCAGCUGACAGACUGUAUGUGUCGUACUUUGGAGGAAACGCUGUGUCAGGUCUUCCUGCUGAUCUGGAGACCAGGAACAUCUGGCUGGAGAUCGGGGUUCCCCCGGCCCGCCUGUUGCCUUUCGGCCUGAAGGAGAACUUCUGGGAGAUGGGGUCCUCGGGCCCCUGUGGCCCCUGCACUGAGAUCCACUAUGACCAUGUUGGGGGGCGGGACGCUGCCAAGCUAGUCAACGCAGACAGUCCUGAGGUGGUGGAGAUCUGGAACCUGGUGUUCAUGCAGUACAGCAGGGAGGCGGACCUCUCCCUGCAGCCCCUCCCCCUCCUCUCUGUGGAUACAGGGAUGGGUUUGGAACGUCUGGUCAGCAUCCUGCAGGGGACCGUCAGCACCUACAGCACCGACCUGUUCACCCCCCUGCUGCAGGAGAUCCACCAGAGGUCAGGGGUGCAGCCGUACGGCGGCAGGACGGGCGCGGCGGACGAGUAUCGGACCGAUAUGGCGUACCGCGUGGUGGCUGACCACAUGCGCACGCUCAGUGUGUGUAUCGCUGACGGCGUGCACCCCGGCAUGUCGGGAGCAGAGCUGGUGUUGAGGAGGAUCCUGAGGCGUGCGGUCAGGUUCUGUGUUGAGGUUCUCCGGGCUCCUCAGGGGACUCUAGCCGGCCUGGUGCCCACCGUAGCUUACACAUUGGGUGAUGUGUAUCCGGAGCUCCACAGGGAGGCAGACAGGAUUAUGGAUGUCAUCAACGACGGCGAAGCUCACUUCCUGUCGUCUCUGCAGCAGGGCAGUCGGCUGAUCCUGCGCACACUCGACAGGAAGAACUACAAAGAUGGAGUCUUCCCCGCCUCUGUCGCCUGGUCUCUGCACAGGAAUCUUGGUUUUCCUCUGGACCUGGUGGACUUGAUGUUGGAGGAGAGAGGAGUCCAGGUGGAUCAGAAGGAUCUGCAGCGCCUCAUCUCAGAGAGUCAGGUGAAGUCUGGAGGUCAGAAAGGUGUUCAGUCUCAGGUGCUUGACGUCCUCAGUCUGGCGGAGCUGCAGUGUCUCAGAGUUCCUCACACCGACGACAGCCUGAAGUACCGGUACAGCCUGCAGCUAGACAGAUAUGUGUUCCCAGCAUGCCAUGCGGCGGUGCUAGCCCUGUAUGAUGGGCGCUCCCUGGUCUCAGAGGUCGAGGAGGGGCAGCGCUGCUUUGUGGUGCUGGAUCAGACCUGCUUCUACUCGGAGCAGGGGGGGCAGUCACAUGACCAGGGCUACUUCACCCGGGACGGACUGCAGGACGUCCUGUUUCCUGUGGAGGCCGUGGUGCAGGCAGGGGGGUACGUGGUGCAUCAGGUGACCGCAGCCGGCCCCCUGAAGACCGGAGACCAGUUGCAGCUCCACCUGGACCAGGUCCACAGGCUGUCCUGCAUGGUGAACCACACGGCAACUCACAUCCUGAACUUCUCUCUGAGGAAAGUCCUUGGCGAUUCAGUCCAGCAGAGAGGGUCCCACGUUUCUGCAGAGCGACUCCGCUUCGACUUCAGCUACAAGGGUCUGCUGGACGUGUCUCAGCUGCAGCAAGUGGAGAGGUGUGUUCAUGACACCAUCUCAGCCAAUCAGAUCGUCCACAGCGAGGAGCUUCCUCUGGACAAAGCAAUGAGCAUUGGGGGGGUUAGGACCAUAGACGAGGUGUAUCCUGAUCCUGUGAGGGUGGUCUCUGUCUGUCUGACUGCCUCUGAGCUGUUGUCAGAUAGACAGUCAGACAGACAGGUGUCUGUGGAGCUGUGUUGUGGCACACACCUGCUGCGGACCGGAUCCAUCGAGGACCUGGUUCUGGUCUCUGAGCGCCAGCUGGUGAGGGGGAUCAGUCGGGUCAUCGCUCUGACCGGACGCAGAGCUACAAAGGCGCGGGAGGACGGUCAGGUUUUAUCUCAGGACGUGGACUCUCUGUUAGCCAGACUCUCAGGCUCCGCCCCCUCCAGUCUGGACUCCGCCCAGCGACUCGCCAAGGAGGUCGGCCUCCUCUCAGAUGCUGUAGAUAACACCCCCAUCCCUCAGUGGCAGCGCAGAGACCUGCAGGGACGCCUGAAAGCCCUGCAGAGGAGCAGCAACACCUCCGUCCGGAAGCUGGAGACCAGAGAGGCGGCCGCUCUGGCCCAGACUCUGCUGCGGGAGUGGGGGGGGGGGCAGUUUCUGGUGCGUUCAGUGCACAUGGACUCUCUGCAGAUGGUGAUGAAGACGGUGAACCAGCUGAGCGCCGCCGCUCCUCGCAGUCAUGUGAUGCUGCUUGCUCACCAGAGUCAUUCUGGGAAGGUGCUGUGUGCCUGUCAGGUUCCUAAGGACUCCCCCUUCCUCUCUGCCUCUGAUUGGGCGGUGGCAGUGUGUCGUCACCUUGGGGGCAUCGGGGGGGGCUCUGAACUGGUCGCCAAGGGCACAGGAAGCAGCAAUGACAUCACUGAGGCUCUGAGGUGGGCGGAGCAGUUUGCUUGCCAGACAACAGAGCGAUGACAUCACUCUGACAUCACGGUGCCUCCUGCUGAGGAAUUGUCUCCUGAUUGGACACAAGGGUUGGGGCAAUGAGAGUGGGCCUUCUCUUUGAUGCUCUCAGCCAAUCAGAGAAGUUCUCAUAAGCACCCUUCCUGUCUGUUAGCAUGCUAAAUGCGAAUAGCAUCUUUAAAGGAAUGAUUAUGUGAAUUAUCAGAAAGGGGAGGGCUGUACACGAUGGGUUGACUGUAGGCCCGCCCACUGCUGCAGUGAGGCUCCUCAUUGGACUACACGCUCAGAUGAGAAUUAUUUAUAGAGAUAUUUUAUGUGAAUUUAACAUUUCUGUUUUUAUAAUAAAUGACUGCUCACUCAUUCAUUGUCUUUAUUCAGGAAUUACCAAGAUACAUUUGACAGAGUAUUAUUGUUAUCAUAAUAUAAAGGCACCAGAUGUGAAGCUUUGCUGGACACAAA
Messenger RNA from Eleginops maclovinus (Patagonian blennie), 3506 nucleotides. It is a transcript of the gene aars2, whose product is annotated as alanyl-tRNA synthetase 2, mitochondrial (putative). Gene Ontology annotation, biological process: alanyl-tRNA aminoacylation. Gene Ontology annotation, cellular component: mitochondrion; cytoplasm. Gene Ontology annotation, molecular function: aminoacyl-tRNA deacylase activity; ATP binding; nucleic acid binding. Bases 105 to 3059 code for a protein of 984 amino acids. The transcript is spliced from 22 exons. The record is from RefSeq and is a predicted model, not a curated record. NCBI's taxonomy places the organism in Eukaryota, Metazoa, Chordata, Actinopteri, Perciformes, Eleginopidae.